AUGAGCGUUCACCGUCCCCUACAGCAGCUCGCCAAGCGCGCAACGACAUCCCAAUGCCUCAAUUUCCAACAGAAAGCUCACCACAAACCGCGGAUAUGGCAACCCCAAGACCGCCAGAUGGCCACAGUAAUACCGCCCGUCACGCAAGAUUCGACAAGCUCGAAAGGUCCUACAGCAAUGGUCUUCAUGAACAUGGGCGGUCCAGCAACUACAGACGAAGUGGGCGACUUCCUCUCCCGCCUCUUCGCUGACGGCGACCUAAUACCCCUCGGCGCUCUGCAAAACUACCUUGGCCCGUUGAUUAGCAGAAGAAGAACGCCGAAGAUCAAGAAGCAAUAUGCAGACAUUGGGGGCGGCAGCCCCAUACGGAAGUGGAGCGAGUAUCAAGCGUCAGAGAUGUGCAAGAUUCUGGACAAGACGAAUCCGGAGACGGCGCCUCACAAGCCGUACGUGGCGUUUCGAUAUGCGAAUCCCUUGACGGAGGAGAUGUAUACUCAAUUACUGGAGGACGGGUUUGGGAAGGGGAAGGGUGGGAGAGCGGUGGCGUUCACACAGUACCCGCAGUAUUCGUGCAGUACGACGGGGAGCUCGCUGAACGAGCUGUGGAAGUGGAGGCAAAGAAUGGAGUCACCAACGCGGAACCCGAAUCUUUCUGCUGCCGAGGCGGAGGGCUCGAUAUUGUGGAGUGUGAUUGAUCGGUGGCCGACGCAUCCUGGACUGGUGGAUGCUUUCGCGGAGAACAUCACCAAGCAGCUCGAGUCGUAUCCGGAGGACGUGCGUGAUAGUGUGGUGCUGCUGUUCAGCGCACACAGUCUGCCUAUGAGCGUGGUGAACCGCGGCGACCCCUACCCUGCUGAGGUGGCGGCGACAGUAUGGGCGGUACAACAACGACUUGGUUUCAAGAACCCAUACAGACUGGUCUGGCAAUCGCAAGUCGGACCCUCGGCAUGGUUGGGCGCACAAACCUCGGACACGGUGAACAACUUCGUCAAAGCAGGUCAAAAGGAUCUCGUACUCAUCCCUAUUGCUUUCACAAGCGACCACAUCGAGACGCUGUACGAGAUUGACCAGGAAGUCAUCCACGAAGCCAACGAACUCGGCGCAGACGGUCGAGUACGGAGAGCAGAGAGCUUGAACGGCAGCCCGACCUUCAUCAAUGCGCUGGCGAAUAUUGCAGGUACGCAUCUGAACAACGGCGAGAUCUGCAGCAGGCAGAUGGGGUUGAGGUGUCCUGGAUGUGUGAAUGAGAGAUGUCUGGCGCAGAAGAAGUUCUUCAUGGGUCAGGGGCAGCAGGCGAACACUGCUACCACGCUGUAA
This is a messenger RNA of Saxophila tyrrhenica, 1317 nucleotides long. Its product is annotated as ferrochelatase hem15. The transcript has a single exon. Gene Ontology annotation, cellular component: mitochondrion. The record is from RefSeq and is a predicted model, not a curated record. The coding region runs from base 1 to 1317 and encodes 438 amino acids. NCBI's taxonomy places the organism in Eukaryota, Fungi, Ascomycota, Dothideomycetes, Mycosphaerellales, Extremaceae. Gene Ontology annotation, biological process: heme biosynthetic process. Gene Ontology annotation, molecular function: protoporphyrin ferrochelatase activity.